UGCAAAUGUGCUGACUGUUUCCGUCUCUGCAUAUUUUAUCUCUGUCUGUCCUAGUCUUUGGAAGGUUAUUCGUCAACUUUAUUUUCAUAUAUGCCUUGUUACGCUACUAAUAUUUCUUCUUUACAAGAUGAAGGAUCUGAUGAAGCCACCAUGGUUGAUCAAGCCACCCUCGAUAAAUUGGAAGCCGGAUUCAAGAAAUUGCAGGAGGCCAGCGACUGCAAGUCUCUCUUGAAGAAAUAUCUGACCAGAGAAGUCUUCGAUGCCUGCAAAAACAAGAAGACUGCUCUCGGAGCUACUCUGCUGGACUGCAUCCAAUCCGGUGUUGAGAACUUAGACAGUGGUGUCGGUAUCUAUGCCCCUGAUGCCGAAGCCUACACUCUUUUCGCCCCAAUUUUCAACCCCAUCAUCGAAGACUACCAUGAGGGAUUCAAGCCCACUGACAAGCAUCCACCCACCGAUUUCGGUGACACCAACACUCUAGUCAAUGUCGACCCCACUGGAGAAUAUGUCGUUUCCACCAGGGUGCGAUGCGGUCGCAGCUUGAAGGGAUAUGCCUUCAACCCUUGCCUCACCGAAGCUAACUACAAAGAAAUGGAAGAGAAGGUCGUCGCCAUCUUCAAUACUUUCGAAGGUGAGCUGAAGGGCAAGUACUACCCCUUGACCGGCAUGGACAAGGCAACUCAGCAACAACUUAUUGAUGACCACUUCCUCUUCAAGGAGGGUGACAGAUUCUUGCAAGCUGCUAACGCUUGCCGAUACUGGCCCACCGGCCGUGGUAUCUUCCACAAUGACGCCAAGACCUUCUUGGUCUGGUGCAAUGAAGAGGAUCAUCUCCGCAUCAUCUCCAUGCAGAAGGGAGGUGACCUCAAGGCCGUAUUCGAACGUCUAGUCAAAGCUGUGAAAACUAUUGAAGCCAAGCUUCCAUUCUCUCGGGAUGACCGUCUGGGCUACUUGACUUUCUGCCCCACUAACUUGGGAACCACCAUCCGUGCUUCAGUCCAUAUCGCCCUGCCCAAGCUCGCCAAGGACAAGAAGGUUUUGGAUGACAUCGCAGCUAAGUUCAAUCUCCAAGUCAGAGGCACCCGUGGUGAGCACACCGAAAGCGAGGGUGGUGUCUAUGAUAUCUCCAACAAGAGGCGAAUGGGUCUGACCGAGUACCAGGCCGUCAAGGAGAUGCAGGACGGCAUCCUCGAGAUGAUCAAGAUGGAGAAGGCUGCUGCCUAAGUUCAUUAUCAGUCACACGAUGUAAAAACCUUUCAUACGAAAACAUUUGCGGCCUCUCAUAUCAAGGACAUUUCUUUCUGGGGAAGGAGGGAAGAGAACCACUCUUAACCGUCGGCAAAAGAAAACUAAAGUCAUUUAUGUUAUUUAAAAACUUAUUUAUUUAGAGAUCUUAUUAUAUUUAAAAAAGAGGGGGGAAAUAAAGAUUCUUUUUGUGUACA
Messenger RNA from Argiope bruennichi, 1442 nucleotides. RefSeq names its product arginine kinase. NCBI's taxonomy places the organism in Eukaryota, Metazoa, Arthropoda, Arachnida, Araneae, Araneidae. The coding region runs from base 91 to 1224 and encodes 377 amino acids. The transcript is spliced from 7 exons. The record is from RefSeq and is a predicted model, not a curated record. Gene Ontology annotation, biological process: phosphocreatine biosynthetic process. Gene Ontology annotation, molecular function: creatine kinase activity.